Messenger RNA from Ictidomys tridecemlineatus (thirteen-lined ground squirrel), 2224 nucleotides. RefSeq names its product somatostatin receptor 2 (gene Sstr2). Gene Ontology annotation, cellular component: plasma membrane; neuron projection. Gene Ontology annotation, biological process: cellular response to glucocorticoid stimulus; cellular response to estradiol stimulus; neuropeptide signaling pathway. The record is from RefSeq and is a predicted model, not a curated record. NCBI's taxonomy places the organism in Eukaryota, Metazoa, Chordata, Mammalia, Rodentia, Sciuridae. Gene Ontology annotation, molecular function: somatostatin receptor activity; neuropeptide binding.
GAGCGCCAGUCCGCGGCUCGGCGCGGGCGGACAGCGGACCAGACUGGCUGUGGGACGUGAAAGGGGCAAACACCAGCCAGCUCAAGGGAGGCGGAGGGGCCGGAAGCCCUGGACGCCGAGCGCCAGCCACCCGCCAAGAGCUGCGCUCCUGGGCGCUGUGCUGGACAGGGGACAGUUACUGAGGGCUGGUGAGCCCACUUAACGGAUUACCCGAAAAAGCAAGAUGUCACCGUGGACCCUUGGCCUCCAGGGCUCACUGAGGGGGGAGUAAGAUCGGGGGCAGGUUGGCUCUUGGCUUAGACUGAAAAGCAGCCAUGGAGACGGUGUACGAGCAACUCAAUGACAGCCAGGCAUGGCCGCCCUCCCCCUUUGACCUCAAUGGCUCUGCAACCGCAGCGAACAACUCCAACAAGACAGAGCCGUACUACGACAUGACCAGCAAUGCGGUCCUCACCUUCAUAUACUUCGUGGUCUGCAUCAUCGGUCUCUGUGGCAACACUCUUGUCAUUUACGUCAUCCUCCGCUACGCUAAGAUGAAGACCAUCACCAACAUCUACAUCCUCAACCUGGCCAUUGCCGAUGAGCUCUUCAUGCUGGGGCUGCCCUUCCUAGCCAUGCAGGUGGCGCUGGUCCACUGGCCCUUUGGCAAGGCCAUCUGCCGGGUGGUCAUGACUGUGGAUGGCAUCAACCAGUUCACCAGCAUCUUCUGCUUGACGGUCAUGAGCAUCGACCGUUACCUGGCUGUGGUCCACCCCAUCAAGUCGGCCAAGUGGAGGAGACCCCGGACAGCCAAGAUGAUCAACGUGGCUGUGUGGGGGGUCUCUCUGCUGGUCAUCUUGCCUAUCAUGAUCUAUGCUGGGCUUCGGAGCAACCAGUGGGGGAAAAGCAGCUGCACCAUCAACUGGCCAGGUGAAUCUGGGGCGUGGUACACGGGGUUCAUCAUCUAUGCGUUCAUCCUGGGGUUCCUGGUCCCCCUCACCAUCAUUUGUCUCUGCUACCUGUUCAUUAUCAUCAAGGUGAAGUCCUCUGGCAUCCGAGUAGGUUCCUCUAAGAGGAAAAAGUCCGAGAAGAAGGUCACCCGAAUGGUGUCCAUAGUGGUGGCCGUCUUCAUCUUCUGCUGGCUCCCCUUCUACAUAUUCAACGUGUCCUCCGUGACCGUGGCCAUCGACCCCACCCCGGCCCUCAAAGGCAUGUUUGACUUUGUGGUGGUCCUCACCUACGCCAACAGCUGUGCCAACCCUAUCCUCUAUGCUUUCCUGUCUGACAACUUCAAGAAGAGCUUCCAGAACGUCCUCUGCUUGGUCAAGGUGAGUGGCACAGAUGACGGGGAACGGAGCGACAGCAAGCAGGACAAAUCCCGGCUGAAUGAGACCACAGAGACUCAGAGGACCCUCCUCAACGGAGACCUCCAAACCAGUAUCUAAAUUGCCUGGCCAAACAAAAUCCAAAACAAAACAAAACAAACUCAGCCCAAGGGCAAAGGACUCCCUUCUCACCCGCUCUUCCCUCCUCCCACCGGCACACCUGGCUUCUAGGAUAGAGGUCCGAUGGGCCUGAGCCCAAGUCACAGCACAGCGAAUGAAUGGGCUUGUCUGGUAGAUAACUAAUACGUUGAUUACCUCCCCUUUAAGUGAACACUCAAGUGCAGGCAGACAAUUCAAAGUCUGGAGACCUAUGACCUUGAGAGAUGCUCAAGUUCAACAAAAAGAGAAAAAAAAAACAACCCUAUGUGCGUGUCUGUGAACUUCCAGCCUGCUGUGUAAAGUGUGUUCUUAUAUUUAUAUUUGUAUAUUCCUGCUGAGUGUUUGUACAGUCAUCGCUUUACACUCCUUGUGUUCAGUACAAGAGCAGCAAACUGAAGCGUGCAGAGUGCCCAGGACAUGAGCCACAGUAUGGAACCCUAGGAAAUGGACUUAGCGGGAAGCCAACAAGCUUUACGUGUCAGGAUGGCUCUCCCCGGGCCUUUCCGAGCCCAGGACAAACCUGAACGCUCUGUUCCUGUGGGUCAUGUUGCUUUCGUAAAAUAUUGUGAAAGUGAGAUAUUUUUGUAUUCUUUCUCUUAAGAGGGCCACCCCUGUUACCUAAGCUUCCAGUCUCCCCAAACCUGCCUCUUCCCCUGGGUGUCUUCUGCAUUGAUUUCAAACAGCUAGGUCAAACUCAGGAGGGGGAAGGGAGAAGACAGCCGAAGACCCAGGAUAUAAAUUGUGAGUUUCCUGUUCUCAGA